Molecule: messenger RNA, 2019 nt
Organism: Penicillium daleae
Lineage: Eukaryota; Fungi; Ascomycota; Eurotiomycetes; Eurotiales; Aspergillaceae
Gene: akuA
Exons: 4
Coding region: 1-2019 (672 amino acids)
Biological process (GO): double-strand break repair via nonhomologous end joining; telomere maintenance; cellular response to X-ray
Cellular component (GO): Ku70:Ku80 complex; nucleus
Molecular function (GO): double-stranded DNA binding; damaged DNA binding; DNA helicase activity
Source: RefSeq, a predicted model, not a curated record
AUGGCUGACGACGAUUACGCGCGUGACGAGGAGAACAUCGAGGAUGAGGAGGUUGACGAGACGAGCUUUCGAGCUGUCAAGGAUGCCGUCCUCUUUGCGAUCGACGUGAGCAGCUCAAUGCUGGAGCCCCGGCUAUCCGAGGACCCUAAGAAAUCCGGCCAAGAAUCACCUACAUCUGCAGCCCUCAAGUGCGCGUAUCAUUUGAUGCAGCAACGCAUCAUAUCGAACCCCCAUGAUAUGAUCGGAGUCUUGCUCUACGGUACAGAAUCUUCCAAAUUCUACGAAGAAGCUGGAGAACGCGGGGGCGAUAUUUCAUACCCACAUUGUCACCUCUUUACCGAUCUCGACAUCCCAUCAGCUCAGGACGUCAAGGAACUGCGAGCUCUUGCAGAGAAUGAGGAAGAGGCUAGGGAGGUCUUGAAACCAUCGAAGGAACGGGUCUCUAUGGCGAACGUUCUGUUCUGUGCGAAUCAGAUCUUCACUUCCAAGGCACCAAACUUUCUUUCGAGACGGCUCUUCAUCGUCACCGAUGAUGACAAUCCACAUGGAGAUAGCAAGUCUCUAAGAUCUGCGGCCACAGUGCGUGCGAGGGAUUUGUACGAUCUGGGUGUGAACAUUGAACUAUUCCCAAUUUCUAGGCCCGACCACGAAUUCGAUACUUCCAAGUUCUACGAUGAUAUCAUCUACAAAACUUCGCCCAGUGACGGUGAAGCUCCUGCAUAUAUGCAACCAGACACAAAUACGUCGACGGCCAAGGGUGACGGCAUAUCAUUGCUCAACUCUCUGUUGUCAAGCAUCAAUUCCAGAUCUGUACCCAAACGGUCGCUCUUUUCGAACGUUCCUCUAGAGAUUGGACCCAACUUCAAGAUAUCGGUUAAUGGAUACUUGCUUCUGAAACGACAGGAGCCGGCACGGAGUUGCUAUGUCUGGCUCGGAGGAGAGACCCCCCAGAUUGUGAAAGGUAUCACCACUCAGAUGGCCGAUGAUACAGCUCAGACGGUAGAAAAGUCAGAAAUCCGCAAAGCCUACAAAUUUGGAGGUGAACAGGUUGCGUUUACUCCAGAAGAAUUGCAAGCAUUGCGACACUUCGGGGACCCCGUGAUCCGCAUUAUCGGGUUCAAGCCCUUGUCUGACUUGCCAAUUUGGGCCAAUGUCAGGCACCCUUCCUUCAUCUACCCCUCUGAGGAAGACUUCAUUGGCUCUACGCGCGUAUUCUCUGCGUUGCAGCAAAAACUCCUCAAAGAUGAAAAGAUGGCCCUGGUCUGGUUCAUUCCUCGCAAGAAUGCUGCACCGGUGGUAGCGGCAAUGAUUGCUGGUGAAGAGAAAAUUGAUGAGAAUGGUGUACAGAAGGUCCCACCUGGCAUGUGGAUCAUUCCUCUUCCCUUCGCAGAUGAUGUGCGACAGAACCCAGAGUCCACUAUGGCCGUGUCUCCAGAUCCCCUGACCGAUGCAAUGCGGGAAAUCAUUGGACAGCUGCAGCUUCCAAAGGGUGCCUACGAGCCUCAGAAGUAUCCAAAUCCUGCCCUUCAAUGGCAUUAUCGCAUCUUGCAGGCGCUGGCUCUCGACGAAGAUCACCCAGGAGAGCCGGAAGACAAGACCAAACCAAAGUACCGGCAAAUUGACAAGGUGAGUGAUGACGAUGAAGAGACAGACGCUUCCUGUAGUUCGAUUCUGAUCGAUUCCCAGCGUGCUGGCGACUAUGUUCUUGCAUGGUCCGAUCAACUUGAUGCCGCUUUUGACAAGAUGUUCGGAGGCACCGCCGCCACAAAAUCAACCUUGGUCAAAAGAGGCCCAAAGGAGAAUGCAGACAGCGCCGGUGGGCCACCAGCAAAGCGGGUGAAGACCGAAGCCGGUGCUGGAGGAGUCGACGAGGAAGUCAAACGAUGCUAUGAGAAGGGGACAGUAUCGAAACUUACUGCUCCCGUUCUCAAGGAAUUCCUGACUGCUCAUGGCCGGUCCGCGGCUGGGAAGAAGGCUGACCUGGUGGAUCGGGUAGAGCAGUUCUUCGAGCACAAGUAA